UACUCCCCCCUCAAAACCCUAGCCUCACACCGCCACACACUGACGAAAUGGCCGCAGCCGCUCGCCCUCUUGUCACCGUUCAAGCCUUAGAGGGCGACAUGGCCACGGACGCUGCCCCUACUGUACCCCUCCCCGAUGUCAUGAAGGUUCCGAUCAGACCUGAUGUGGUGAGCUUUGUCCACUCCAAUAUAUCCAAGAACAGCCGCCAGCCUUACGCCGUGUCUAAACGCGCCGGUCAUCAGACUUCCGCCGAGUCUUGGGGUACUGGUCGUGCUGUGUCCCGUAUCCCCCGUGUUCCGGGUGGUGGUACCCACCGCGCCGGGCAGGGUGCCUUCGGCAAUAUGUGUCGUGGAGGUCGAAUGUUCGCCCCCACCAAGACCUGGCGCCACUGGCAUGUUAAGAUUCCCGUCAACCAGAAGCGCCAUGCCGUUGUAUCAGCAAUUGCUGCCACUGGUGUUACUUCUCUCGUCCUGGCCCGUGGUCACCGCAUCGAGUGUGUCCCUGAAAUGCCUCUGGUCAUCUCUGACUCUGUGGAGAGUGUUGAGAAGACCUCUGCUGCUAUUAAGGUUCUGAAGCAGAUCGGAGCUUAUGCCGAUGCUGAAAAGGCAAAGGACAGCCAUGCCAUCCGCCCCGGGAAGGGUAAGAUGAGGAACCGCAGGUAUAUCUCUCGUAAGGGUCCUCUUAUUGUUUAUGGAACUGAGGGGGCGAAGCUUGUGAAGGCUUUCAGAAAUAUUCCUGGUGUUGACGUAGCCAAUGUUGAGAGGUUGAAUCUGCUCAAGUUGGCUCCUGGUGGACACCUUGGAAGGUUUGUGAUCUGGACCAAGUCAGCUUUUGAGAAGCUGGACUCAAUCUAUGGGUCAUUUGACAAGAUCUCCGAGAAGAAGAAGGGAUAUGUUCUGCCCCGCCCCAAGAUGGUGAAUGCUGAUCUCGCUAGGAUUAUUAAUUCCGAUGAGGUGCAGUCAGUGGUGAGACCAAUCAACAAGGAGAUCAAGAGGGCUCCACUGAAGAAGAACCCGCUGAAGAACUUGAACACCAUGCUGAAGCUGAACCCAUAUGCCAAGACUGCUAGGAGAAUGUCCCUCUUGGCUGAGGCACAGCGUGUCAAGGCUAAGAAGGAGAAGCUUGAGAAGAAAAGGAAGCCCAUUUCAAAGGAGGAGGCCGCAGCAAUCAAGGCAGCAGGCAAGGCAUGGUACCAGACAAUGAUCUCCGAUAGUGACUAUGCUGAGUUUGAGAACUUCUCAAAAUGGUUGGGCGUCUCACAGUGAUCUAAAUCUAUGCUUUAGUAAUUCUAUUAGACCAUAUUUUGUUAAUUGCUUUUGUUUGGUUGCCAGACUUUAUGUUUCUUAUACUUUUUCUUUUUUUGGAGUUAUGGAUGAGAAUAGUGUUGAAGAAUCUGAGCAUGAGUCCCAGACUCCUAAACUCAAGACUUCUUCCCAAUUUUUUAGUAUCUUUUUUCUUUUUCUUUUUUUUUGGCUAGGUGGAACAAUUUCUUUGCAGAGUUCUACUAGUAAUUUCAGAAAUGUUAUUGUUUCGAAUUACUAUU
Molecule: messenger RNA, 1543 nt
Organism: Rubroshorea leprosula
Lineage: Eukaryota; Viridiplantae; Streptophyta; Magnoliopsida; Malvales; Dipterocarpaceae
Source: the annotation of a GenBank genome assembly